AGGAUAAAACCGUUUUCACUUUUGCUUUCCGCCAAGUCUCCAACACAGAUUCGCAACGCACGGAAACAUGAUCAAGCUCCUGGUUUUCGGUCUUGCUCUUACCUUCCAAGUAGUUCAUCCUGCAGUUCUACCUGAAAGAGUAUCCGCAUCCGUUUGCAAGAAGUCAUCGGAAGAUUACACGAAAUGUCUUCUGGAUGCCUUCGAACACGCUCGGCCCUACUUUGUGUCCGGAGUCCCAGAACUGGAUUUUCCGGGAAUCGAUCCAUUGAUCAUCAAUGUCACCUCCGUCGAUAGAACUUUGAACGAAUUAGUCAGCAUCAAGGCCGUAAUGAGAGAUGUUAGAGUUACCGGACUCAAGGGCGUAAUCAUCGACGAUUUGAAAGCCGAUAUUGAUAAGAUGGUAGGAGAGAUCAGAUUAACAGUUCCACGAUGCGAGAUGUCUAUGGAACACGAUGUCACAGGUCAAUUGCUAAUCAUUCCCCUCAGAAGUCGCGGACUCUUCAAAGGAAACUUUACUAACAUUCAAAUGUACAUGCGCGCACAGUUCAAACGUUUCGAGAAGGAUGGCAUCGAGUUCUUCGCUAUCGACAAAUUCGAUACGAAGUUCCGCGUCGGCGACGGUGUUAUCAAAAUUGUUUCAAAGAAUCCCCAGUUGCAAUUCUCAGCUGAUUUAAUCACAAACUUCUAUAACGAGAACCCACGUUUGGUUAUGGACGCAAUCAAUCCGAUUUUCAAUGACUAUUCAAACAAAGUCAUCCGCCAAGAAAUUGAUAAUUACUUAGCGAAAGUUCCAGCAGAUGAAUUCCUUCCGGAAUAAAAUAUAAUUUUUAAUUUUUGUAUAUAUUUUUUAUACCAU
Messenger RNA from Nicrophorus vespilloides, 856 nucleotides. RefSeq lists its product as uncharacterized. NCBI's taxonomy places the organism in Eukaryota, Metazoa, Arthropoda, Insecta, Coleoptera, Silphidae. The transcript has 5 exons. Bases 68 to 817 code for a protein of 249 amino acids. The record is from RefSeq and is a predicted model, not a curated record.